Messenger RNA from Cajanus cajan (pigeon pea), 2896 nucleotides. Its product is annotated as putative disease resistance protein At5g66900. Gene Ontology annotation, molecular function: ADP binding. Lineage: Eukaryota; Viridiplantae; Streptophyta; Magnoliopsida; Fabales; Fabaceae. The record is from RefSeq and is a predicted model, not a curated record.
GGGUCCAAGGAACUGUGCUGACUGUGAAAGACCUCGUCAAAAGAAGAAAAUAAAUAAAUCGUAUAAAUUCAAACCCAAGAGAAUCUGAAUUUUUAAGAGAAGCAAUCAUCAAGCCAUCGUUUCCUCUAUUCCCUGGUUAAUUGCUGUGAACAAAGAUAUCCGGAAAGGCAUCGGAUUCUCCAACGUGACAGCGUCUUAAAAACAAUCUUUUUAUUGCAUUUUUUUGUUGUGCUGAAGUCAUGGCUAUGGUUCUAGACGCUGUUGCCGGCAAGGUGCUUGAUGAAUUGCUGAAUGUCAUAGUGGAAAAGAAAGAGCGGGCAGUGAAGUUCAGACCCACGCUGGAACGGUUGGAGGGCACGCUGAAAUCAAUAGAACCAUUGGCGAAGCAGAUAGAUGGUCUGAACAAGCGAUUGGAUCGUCCACCUGAGGAAACGGAGAAGCUGAUAGAACAGAUGAAGAAGGGGACGAAGCUUGUGAAGGCGUGCUCCAAAGUGCAGUGGUGGAAUUGCUGCAACAAGGCCAAUUACCAAGAGGAGCUUGAGGAGUUGGAAGCGUGCAUUGAUAGGUUCUUUAAGUAUGACAUGCAGGGUCAGACAAACAGGAACGUGUUGGAGGCCCUGGUGGUGAUUAAGGAUGUUCAUGCGGAUAUUAGAAAUUUUGCUCCAAGGAGGAGUGAGUUGAGUGGCGUGUGUUUGCCUCCUGAGCCUCCUGCUUUCACUGUUGGCUUGGAUGUUCAUUUGAGGGAGUUGAAGCUCAAGCUGCUGCAUGCCCAUCAUGUGGCCUCGGUGCUCACGGUCACCGGAACCGGGGGAUCCGGGAAGUCUACGUUGGCCAAGAAAUUUUGUUGGGACCAGGAUGUCAAAGGUAAAUUCAAGGAAAACAUAUUCUUCAUCACCUUUGCCAAGUCGCCCAAGUUGAAUACCAUAGUGCAGAGACUGUUUCAACACACUGGUUACCAAACGCCAGAGUUCCAAAGUGACGAUGACAUGAUUUACCAAUUGGAACAUUUGCUGAAAAAGAUUGUUGAGAAAAGCCCAAUACUGUUGGUCCUCGAUGAUGUUUGGCCCAAGUCAGUGUCUCUUGUUGACAAAUUUGUGUUCCAGAUACCAAAUUACACCAUUUUAGUUACAUCUAGAUUCGCAAUUGGAGAAUUUGGCCCACCAUAUGUCUUGAAACCCCUUGAUGAAACCAAUGCUAUAAAAUUACUUCGUCACUCAGCAUCUCUGGAUGAGAGCAGAUCUGACAUUCCAGAUGAUGUUGUCAAAAAGAUUGUGAGAGGGUGCAGUGGUUCUCCCUUGGCACUUAGAGUAAAUGGCAGAUCACUAAGUCAUAAACAAGCGUUGUUUUGGCACAACAGGGCUCAGGCAUUGUCCACGGGUCAUUCAAUAAUUGUUUCUAGUGACGAUGUGCUUACUUGUCUCCAAAAGAGCUUCGAAGACUUGGAUCCUAAGGUGGCUGAGUGUUUUAGGGACCUAAGCUUAUUUCCUGAAGCCCAGAGGAUCCCUGCUGCUGCCCUUGUUGAUAUAUGGGCAGAACUGCGUGAAGAAGAUGAUGGCAGUGCAAUGGAGAAGAUCUAUGAACUUGUCAACCGGAACAUGGCUGAUAUUGUUGUCACAAGGAAUACUGCGAGUGACACAAUUGACUAUAAUUACCACUAUGUUACACAGCAUGGUCUUCUUCGGGACCUGGCUAUUCUCCAAACAAGCCAGGAGCCAACGGAAAAGAGGAAUAGACUAAUUAUUGACCUAAGUGGUAACAAUCUUCCCGAAUGGUGGACUUCACAGAAUGAGUAUCACAUUGCAGCCAGCACACUUUCCAUAUCAACAGAUGAAGCAUUCACUUCAGAGUGGUGCAACUUGCAGCCAACUGAGGUUGAGGUUCUCGUGCUAAACCUUCGAGAAAAGAAGCACACACUACCAAUGUUCAUGAAGAAAAUGAAUAAACUAAAAGUCCUGAUAAUAACGAAUUAUGACUUCUAUCGUGCUGAAUUGGAGAAUUUCGAGCUGCUUGAUUAUCUAUCUGAUCUCAAACGAAUCAGGUUAGAGAAGGUUUCAAUUCCUUUCCUUAGCAAGACUGGAGUGCAAUUGAAGAAUCUUCAGAAAUUUUCUUUCUUUAUGUGCAAUAUGAAUGAAGCAUUCAAAAAUAGCACCAUCAAAAUUUCCGAUGUACUGCCAAAUUUGGAGGAGAUGAACAUUGACUACUGUGAUAUGCUGCAAUUGCCAAAUGGGCUCUCUGAUAUUGUUUCCUUAAAGAGGCUCAGCAUCACAAACUGCCACAAGCUUUCUGCACUUCCUGAGGGAAUCGGGAAGUUGGUGAAUUUGGAAUCACUAAGGCUUACUUCAUGUACUAGUUUAGAAGAGUUGCCAGACUCAAUCACAGGCCUUCAAAAACUGAAAUUUCUUGACAUCUCUGACUGCGUAAGCCUUGUUAAGUUACCCGAGAACAUGGGGGAGUUGAGUAGUUUAGAAAGGCUCAAUUACAUAGGUUGCACGAGAUUGAAUGAAUUGCCAUACUCAGUCACUGAGCUUGGGGGCUUAAGGGUUGUGGUAUGUGAUGAAAUGACGACUGCAUUAUGGGAACCUUUCAGAACCAUGCGUGGUGAUAUAAAGCUAGAUGUGACUCAAGUUGAUUUCAACUUAAAUUGGCUUCUAUAAUUUCACUUGGUAUAGGCCACACAGUCAAGAGGGUAAAAACUAACUACAACUAGUUUCCGCAUUGUAGUUUGGUGGGGUUGUAUAUUUUGAGAGCCAAAAUUUUGUUCUUCGAAAUUUUUACGAGCUUGUGUUCUAGUUUUCUGUAAAUUUUUGGAGUGAUUAUACUUUUUGUAGAAUUAAUGUUUUCUCUACGUUUUUUUUUUCUUAAUAGUGGAAUGUGUUCUUUAUUCUUCUUCUUUCUA